Tetrapisispora phaffii CBS 4417 is the source of this 2010-nucleotide messenger RNA. RefSeq names its product Rco1p (gene RCO1). Lineage: Eukaryota; Fungi; Ascomycota; Saccharomycetes; Saccharomycetales; Saccharomycetaceae. The record is from RefSeq and is a predicted model, not a curated record. Gene Ontology annotation, biological process: regulation of transcription by RNA polymerase II. Gene Ontology annotation, cellular component: Rpd3S complex. The transcript has a single exon. The coding region runs from base 1 to 2010 and encodes 669 amino acids.
AUGUCUAAUCUAUCAAAUAUGCAACCCCAGCAAUUACAGACAUCGUCUUCUGUCGACUUAUCAUCGAAAGAAUCGACCUCCACACAAAAUUCUGAUUCUGAUAGAAACACUUCGGAUAAUAAUGGUUCAAGAAGAGGUAGACCUAAGAGAACCUCUUCAAAAAAUAUAGAUUAUGAUUUAAAGAAGCGAAAGAUUAUACCAUCUGACACCAAUUACUUCAGUGCAAGAGAAAACAAACAUAAUGAUUCCGAUACAAGUAAAGAGGACAGCGAAAAGAAGAAAAUUCCCGAUGUCAAAUUAAUUGAAACUGAUGAAAAUGGAAAAAUAAUAAAUAUAAAUGAUGAAGAAAUUCUCAGUGACAUUAAAAAUGGUGCAACAGGAUUAUCAUUAUCUCAAAGUCCAACAGAAAAAAUAAAAAAGGACUCUCUAUGGAAUUAUAAGAAAAUAGUUUUACCAGAAGAGUACAAAGAUUUCGAUGUGAAAAAUAAUAAGUACUUAUCUAUGUUGGAAACAAAAAAAUCGGAUAACCUUACGAGCUCAAGUAUAAUCAGACCUUAUCAUAAACCAAAAGAUAUCCAUAAUUUAGAAAGGUCAAAAUCAUUGUACAAAUAUUAUGAAGGAAAUAAUUUUGCUGAUUUUAAUCAGCAUGCUACUCACCAAAAAAAUGCUCAUGUAAUUAAAAAAGUUAAAGAUACAGUUCUAAAAGAAUCCAAAAGUAAAUUGUUUGGUCAAAGUUCCAUCUCUGCUGUGGAAGAUACAAAUAAUGAUAAUGGGGCUGAUGCAAUAGAUAAUGAUGAUUUUUGUUCUACAUGCCAACAAUCUGGUUCAUUUUUAUGUUGCGAUACUUGUCCCCGUUCGUUUCAUUUUCUUUGUCUGAAUCCUCCAUUAGAUCCUGAUAAUUUACCAGAAGGUGAUUGGUCUUGCCCUCAAUGUGUGUUUAAGGCUAAAAAUCCUACUAUUGCAGCAUAUAAAAAAUCCGAGAGAGAGUUCAUAGCUGAAUUACCUAAUAAAAAUAAAUUGUUUGGUAAGCUACUGUUCAAUAUACAAUCUCAAAAUUCGAAGCAAUUUCAAUUACCAAACACCAUUAAAGAUACAUUCGAAAAUGUCAAAGCUAACGCAAGAGGUCAGUACCAAGAUGAAAAAGAAAAAACUCCUCUGACUGAAAGACAAAUAUUUGGUACGCCAUAUGGACAGAGUAUUACAAAACUCGAUGGAUACACCCCGGAAUUACAUAUAGAUCCUGAAUCAGGGGAAUUUUUGAUUUGCUAUCACUGUCAGAAAACAAAAAUGGGAACCUGGGAAAAUUAUGAAACAGAAUCAAGGUUAAUAAUGAGAUGUGAUUAUUGCCAGACACCAUGGCAUUUGAAUUGUUUACCAGAUGUUCCUCGUGCAUCGUUGAAAAAUUUAGGUAAUAAAUGGAAAUGUCCAUUGCAUAUGCCCGAAUUACAGAAUAAAAUUAAGCAUAUCGAAACAUACAGAAGAUUAUCUCGUAAUCAAACUUAUGUAGAACCUAUUCAAUCAUCAGGUUUUAGAAAUAACGGUGACAUUGAAAUCGAAUUAGAUGAAAUUAUCGAACCUGUAAAAACUACACAAUUUAAUGAAAACUACAAUGAAGCAAGUAUACCUCCGGUUCCGAUAUAUCGUGAAGAUGCAAUCAAAUUAGACUUCCUCGAUAAAAUACAAAAGGCCAAGAGUGCUGAAAAGUUUAAUUUUUUCAAGACACAAGAAAUAUUGAUCGACAAACUAAUAAGUGCUUCCAAAGAGCCAAAAAAUACUUUUAAAAAUACUGAAUUGCAAUCUAAUAUUGAUGAUAUAUCAUCAUUAAUAUAUUUUAAACUGGGAAAUUCUAGAUUUAAAAAACUAUGGAAUUUUAAGGAACUAUGUAAUGUUGCAUCUGGCGAAUUAAACCAAGUCAAGUAUUCUAAUGAGGAACUACAACAAUUAACUUUCAUCAAACAAAUAUUGGAAUCUAAACCAAAGGAAGAAGUUUUAAAAUUUUUAAAUUUGUGA